Messenger RNA from Lethenteron reissneri (Far Eastern brook lamprey), 785 nucleotides. RefSeq names its product calcitonin gene-related peptide 2-like. Gene Ontology annotation, cellular component: extracellular region. Gene Ontology annotation, molecular function: hormone activity. NCBI's taxonomy places the organism in Eukaryota, Metazoa, Chordata, Hyperoartia, Petromyzontiformes, Petromyzontidae. The record is from RefSeq and is a predicted model, not a curated record.
CCUCGUCCUCCUCCUGCUGCUGCUGCUCCUACUGCUGCCCUUACUACUACUGCUGCCCUUACUGCUGCUACUGCUGCUGCUCCUUCUACUGCUCCUGUUGCUGCUCCUACUGCUGCUGCUACUGCUGCUGCUGCAGCUUCUACUGCUCCUACUGCACCUACUGUGUCCACACACCGCCUGCUGCUGCUGCUCCUACUGCUGCUACUGCUUCUACUGCUCCUACUGCACCUACUGCGUCCACACACCGCCUGCUUCUCCUGCUGCUGCUGCACGCAGCCUGCACAACUUCGAGUCCCGUGCCGGGUCAGCUUGGCACACUCCCCGUCAUGAUGAGCUCUCGGAAGGCGGCCGCAUUACUCCUCGUUCUCGCCCUCCUCUCGGCGCACGUGUGCGCGCGCGCCUACCCGGCCAGGCUAUCGGGGGUCCCCAUGGGGGUCCCCAUGGGGGUCCCCCAGGGGGUCCCCGUGGGGGUGUCCCAGGGGGUGUCCCAGGGGGUCUUUGUGGGACUGCCGGAGCGAGGCGAACUCGGGGCUCGCGUGCUCAUUGGAGCCAUCGUCAGGGAGCUGCUGGGCCUGGAGCCGGCAGGGAUGGAGCCGCAAGUGGAGGAGCAGCCUGGAGCCAGGCUGCCCAGCACCCCCACGCUGGACAAGCGCGAGUGCAAGGCCUCCACGUGCGCCAUCCAGCGGCUCGUGUCCAUGAUGAGUCGCAGCCGAGCCAGCGGAGACUCCCCACGCACCGACGUGGGAUCGGCCACCUACGGGAAGAGGCGGCGACGCGCGGCGUGA